AUGUUCCGAAAACCAUCUGGAAUAUGUAUUCCUUGCAGGAAGAUACUUUCUUUGUUGGUACCGAGCGAAUAUUUCGUAUCGUCGAAUUCCACCUCGACUUCUUCCGAACUUCUUUAUUCCAACAAUUCAUGCCCACAAAAUUGCGAAUUUCAUUUUGUGGAAUCAAUACCCGAAAAUAUGACUUACCCUGCACAUUCAAGUUUUCCUUCAACAACUGAAAUAUGGAAACGCUUAAUCAGUUCUGCUGAAAAUUCGAUUGAUAUUGCAUCGUUUUACUGGAGUUUACUUCCAGAAAGUGCUGGCAACUACAGGGGUCCAUCAACUCAAGAUGGUACUGAAAUAUAUAAUUCGUUGAUUGAAGCAGCAAAAAAAGGCAUUAAACUGAGGAUUGUUCAAAAUGCACAAAAUAACAACGAAACCAGAACACUAGAAAAUGAGGGACUGGCUGAAGUGCGCAGUUUAAAUUUUUCGAAUUGGUUUCCUAGUGGAGUAUUACAUACGAAAUUUUGGGUAGUUGAUGCGAAGCACUUUUAUUUGGGAUCAGCUAAUCUUGAUUGGAGGUCUUUAACACAGGUUAAAGAACUUGGUGUCGCUGUAUUUAGUUGUGAAUGUUUGGCAGAAGAUUUAAUGAAAGUAAUGAAUGUUUACUGGGAAAUGGGUGCGCCGGGAAAGAAAGUGCCAUCGUCAUGGCCGAAUGAGUUGGCGACUCUUUAUAACGCAAGGAAUCCAAUAGUAGCUACAUUUAACGGUGAAAAAAAUGAUGUUUAUAUUUCGUCUGCACCUCGAAUUUUCUGUCCCAAGGGUCGUAUAGAUGAUCUCGAAGCAAUUUUACAAGUUAUCAGUGCCGCUCGAAAGUUUAUACAUAUAUCCGUGAUGGAUUACUUUCCGGCCACUCUAUAUUUAACAAAUAACAGAUAUUGGCCUGUUAUCGAUGAUGCUUUGCGAAAAGCCGCAUACAAUGGUAUCGAGGUGAAACUCUUAAUAAGCAAGUGGAGAACUACACGACCGACAUUAUUUGCAUUUUUGAAGUCAUUAGCAGUCAUCACUUCAACUUUACCUUGCAAACGAAUGUAUGAUACAAAAAAGAAAAAGCUGAUUUGUAUACCAAACACAACAGGUUCCAUUGAAGUGCGCAUAUUCAUAGUACCAGCAGAAGGCGAUCAUAAAAGUAUUCCAUACGCUCGUGUAAAUCAUGCGAAGUAUAUGGUUACGGAUAAUAGUGCUUUAAUCGGCACGUCGAACUGGUCAGCUGAUUACUUCAUUAAUACUGCAGGCGCUAGUAUAGUGAUACAAAAACAUGACGAGGCUCUAAAUUCUGAGAUAGUUCAUAAUUUGAAUGAAAAAAUCUUCAUGCGUGAUUGGAAUUCUACCUAUGCAUCACCUCUUUCAAACUUUGAUGAUAGAGGUCAUCGGAUCAGAAAUGAUACUACAAUUUCUGAGGAUUAA
This is a messenger RNA of Cercopithifilaria johnstoni, 1446 nucleotides long. The record is from the annotation of a GenBank genome assembly. NCBI's taxonomy places the organism in Eukaryota, Metazoa, Nematoda, Chromadorea, Rhabditida, Onchocercidae.